Molecule: messenger RNA, 852 nt
Organism: Ambispora gerdemannii
Lineage: Eukaryota; Fungi; Glomeromycota; Glomeromycetes; Archaeosporales; Ambisporaceae
Source: the annotation of a GenBank genome assembly
AUGUCUCAAUUCAUAUGCAUAAAGCCAACUACUAGCGCAACCGAACUUUUAUCGAUAAAGCUUCCGCAUCCAGUAACAGGUUUACCUGCACGUUAUUUCAUUCAAGAUGGAAAACUUUAUGAAGUGCAAAAAUUGGAGAGUCAGGGAGAGAGAUCUUGGUUUAUUAAUGAAACUGUCCAAAAAGAUGGAUGUCUUUACAUUAUAACUAAAAUAGAUCCACUAUUUGUUCUCUUGCCAAUCUUGGUUAAUCGCCGGAAAAAGACAUCAAAUUCGCAGGGCUUUUUUCUAUUGAUUGAAGAUCUAUUAGACAACAACGAAUAUCCGAGUUUGAUUAAAUUAUUGAAUAUUGUGAACAUUGUGGAAUACUGUGAAUGGAUUUGCGACACGAAAGAAUAUGACACAAAUAAGAAAGUUUUCCGUCUGAACGAUGAAAAAGUUUCUUAUCUAGUUCAAGAAUUCGAUGAAUUUGAGUCGUUACGAAGCUUGAUAAAACGAUUUGAUAAUGAUUCAUUAUGUUCAGAUAUUCGACAAGCUCUACGGACUAGGGCAGUCCUUGAACUGAUGUCUGAAUAUCUCCCGUCUUAUUGGAUAAAAAAAAUAACAGGAUUAUACAAUUUCGAGAAAUUGGCUGAAUUAGAAAAAGCAAAUGAUAUCACGUUUGUAGAUAAUCCAAGUGACUUUUAUGCAAGGCGAUCAUUAGAAAAAGAGUUUGAUCCGGAAAAGCAGCAAUCAGCAGCAAAGAAACAAAAAUUGACUCGUUCACAAGCCGCUCUUGCAAAAGUAAAUACAAAGGGUAUGAAAAAACUAACAACAUUCUUCACUAAACUUCCUAACGAUACUUCAAAAAAAUAG